This is a messenger RNA of Marasmius oreades (fairy-ring Marasmius), 627 nucleotides long. RefSeq lists its product as uncharacterized. Lineage: Eukaryota; Fungi; Basidiomycota; Agaricomycetes; Agaricales; Marasmiaceae. The transcript has a single exon. The record is from RefSeq and is a predicted model, not a curated record. Bases 1 to 627 code for a protein of 208 amino acids.
AUGUCUGGGGAAUGCUUCGACGCUAUCUUGCCGGAUCUUCAACGACCAAUCUUGUACCAAAGGUGUCAAAGUGUGACAGAUGUCCCCAGUGUUCGCCUAUUCCCCACAGUCGAACCUCGAUUUCUCCGUAACGACUACGUACCUUCCGUAGUUGAGAUGUCGGAGUUGAAAGAUGUGUUGGAGAAAGGAAAUAGGGAGCUCAAUGGUUAUGGAGAGGAUAUAGCAGCGUUGCGACAAACGCUUGAGCGGUUUACAAAUGCAAAGAGUACCGUGAAGAAGACGACCAGGCAGUGUCGGGCUGCUAUUUUUGCACAACGGAGGGUACCUGUGGAGAUCUGGGAGAUGAUUUUCUCCAUGUCAUGCUUGUCGCUUUGCGAAUAUUCAUUUGACGUUGACUACCGCUCGGGUUCUCCGCUCCUUGGACACCCUGCCACCCUUAUAUCUCAAGUCUGCUCCCGUUGGAGGACGAUUGUUAAGGCAUCGUCCAAGCUUUGGUCUUCCAUCAACGUCAAUCUCUCAGAAACACGUUAUAACGCCGUUUUACCUCUCGAGGUCUACUUUUCGAAUUCGGGGGAUUAUCCUUUGAAAUUACGGAUUCAAGUUCAAGGCAGUGUAGGUCUGGAUUAA